This is a messenger RNA of Meloidogyne enterolobii, 295 nucleotides long. Lineage: Eukaryota; Metazoa; Nematoda; Chromadorea; Rhabditida; Meloidogynidae. The record is from the annotation of a GenBank genome assembly.
AAUGACAACAACAGAAGGGGAAUUAAUUAAUUAUAAUGGAAUUGAUAGCGGUGUAGGGGGAAGUGGAGACUCUUCAGGCGAUCAAAAAACUUCCCCGACAACCAAAUCUAUUUCAGAAAUUAAUCAAAAUAAUUUAAAUAAUUGGGCGUUUUCAACAUCCGCAGCUUCCCCUUCCUCUUCUUUCUCUUCCCCUUCCACCGGAAUGCUUGCCAAUGUUAUGGGAUAUGCCCGCUCUCGACUCUUUAAAAAUGCCAACGAUGGAUUACUAAUGCCUGGGGAAAAGGCGAGUUUUUAG